GUACCGAGAUAUUUACCCUUCUCCUCGCUCUCGCUCUCGCUAUCGGCUCCUUCUCGCCCAGCUUUUGCUCACGUCACAUCACCUUCCACCUCCACCCCUCCACUCGCUCGCUCGCUUGCUUGCUCCAAUUAAUACCUCUUCUCCUUCUCCCCCAGCAACUAGCUUCCUUCUCCGCUUUUGCAGCUCGCCGCCGCCGCCGCCGCCGCCGCCGCGACACGGCGCGCAUAUGGUCGUCGUCGUCGUCGUCGUCGUCGCUGGAGAAGACGAAGAAAGAUAGUAGACCUGAGCUGGGGGGGCGGUGAAUUCGCCGGAGAGCUAGCUAAGAUCGACGAUGGAGUUCGUGGCGCACGCGGCGGCGCCGGACAGCCCGCACUCGGACAGCGGCGGAGGAGGAGGGGGAAUGGCGACGGGGGCGACGUCGGCGUCGGCGGCGGGGGCGUCGCCGAGCAGGUACGAGUCGCAGAAGCGGCGGGACUGGAACACGUUCGGGCAGUACCUCCGCAACCACCGGCCGCCGCUGUCGCUGGCGCGGUGCAGCGGCGCGCACGUCCUGGAGUUCCUCCGCUACCUGGACCAGUUCGGCAAGACCAAGGUGCACGCGCCGGCGUGCCCCUUCUUCGGCCACCCGGCGCCGCCGGCGCCGUGCCCGUGCCCGCUUCGCCAGGCGUGGGGCAGCCUCGACGCCCUCGUCGGCCGCCUCCGCGCCGCCUACGAGGAGAACGGCGGCCGCCCCGAGAACAACCCCUUCGGCGCCCGCGCCGUCCGCCUCUACCUCCGCGAGGUCCGCGAGCACCAGGCGCGCGCACGCGGCGUCAGCUACGAGAAGAAGAAGCGCAAGAAGCCACCCCACCCCUCCUCCGCCGCCGCCGCGCACGACGACGCCGCCAACGGCGCCCUCCACCACCACCACCACAUGCCGCCGCCUCCUCCCGGCGCCGCCGCCUGAGCCGAGCCGAGCUUGCUCCAAGAUCGCCGGAAAACGAGCUGCUAGCCUCCUACGCAUGCACUAGUUACUCCACUCCACUCCACUCCACUAUGAUCCCUAGCUAGGCUGCUCUUGCUACUAGCAAAACUACGGAUUAAUCUCCAUGCUUGCUACUGCUGCUGCUGCUGCUACUGCAUCUAAUUAAUUAGGUUGAUUAUUUCCUGAUCGUUUCUUCCCAACUGGGUCGCUCUCGCACGUCGUCUCGUCUACUACUAUUUGCUGGUAAUUUUCUCCUCUCCUCAUCUCUUCGGCCUUCUCCUCCCUACUUCAUGUGUAAUCAACUACUGCUGUUUGUGAUGAUGAUAUGAUAGCUAGCUAGCUUCUCAAAUCAAGAACUCGAUCGUUUUGAUUUUA
This is a messenger RNA of Oryza sativa Japonica Group (Japanese rice), 1339 nucleotides long. NCBI's taxonomy places the organism in Eukaryota, Viridiplantae, Streptophyta, Magnoliopsida, Poales, Poaceae. The record is from RefSeq and is a predicted model, not a curated record.